CACACACACACACACACACUCACACAGAUCCAGUGGCUGCUCUGUAUCUCUGACACUCACCCACUCUCAUCGUUUUCUCUCUCUCUCUCUCUCUCACUGUCCCUCCCUCCCUCCUUCCCUCUGUCUCUCACUCCAUUCCUCUGGGAUCUGCAUCCUUCUUGCUUCUUCUCAGAUUGUGUUUGUAAGUGCGGGCUGAAUGUCUCCCCGUGUAUGCUUGGGUAUCCCUGGGUCUUUUUUGCAUGUGUGAGUGACUGCUUGCCAACUUUGGAGUGACUGGGCAGAGCAGUGAGAAGUGUAUGUGGGUCUCUGUCUCACCCUCACACACUCUCCGGUCCUCUCGCAACUCUUCUCGGGAUCUCCGGAUCCCUUCCGACGGUGGCAGGCUCCCCACACAAAGCAGUCACCAUUUCUGCCCCCGGGAGACCCACGCUGGCAGCGCAGCCCCUUCCCCGACUCAGCAUCGGGAGGAAGACCCUGGUGGCGGCUGCUGUAGGGGUUAUGCUGGUCCUGGUGCUGGUGGUCCUCAUCCCCGUGCUCGUCAGCUCUGUGGGUACAGAUGCCAGCCACUAUGAGAUGCUGGGCACCUGUCGGAUGGUGUGCGACCCCUACCUGAACAAGGGGACGCCGGCAAGCAGCACCACCUCCACCGGGCUCCAGGCUGAGGCGGAGGCGCUGAGCGACAACAGCAACGUGCUUCCACCCUCCACCUUACUGCAGGGCCCACAGGGGAAGCCUGGCAGGCCGGGCAAGCCAGGACCACCCGGGCCACUGGGAGAACCGGGGCCCCCCGGACCUGCGGGGCCUCCUGGUGACAGAGGGGAUCAGGGAAGGACUGGGAUUUUGGGUCUGGGAGGGAAUGGAGCUAUCAGCACGGCCACCUACAGCACGGUGCCUCGGGUGGCCUUCUAUGCGGGGCUAAAGAACCCCCACGAAGGCUACGAGAUCCUCAAGUUUGACGAUGUGGUCACCAACCUGGGCAACAACUAUGAUGGCAUUUCUGGCAAAUUCAUCUGCAGCAUACCGGGCACAUACUUCUUUAUCUACCAUGUGCUGAUGAGAGGAGGGGAUGGCACCAGCAUGUGGGCAGACCUCUGCAAGAAUGGCCAGGUUCGUGCCAGUGCCAUCGCCCAGGACGCAGACCAGAACUACGACUACGCCUCCAACAGCGUCAUCCUCCAUCUGGACGCAGGGGACGAGGUGUACAUCAAACUGGACGGAGGCAAAGCCCACGGAGGGAACAACAACAAGUACAGCACCUUCAAUGGCUUCAUCCUGUACGCAGACUGAGAACACACAGACACAGAGACAGUCAGAUAGGAAGAGAUUGAGAGAAAGAGUUGGGUGGGUUUGGGUGUGUGUGUUAAAAGCUGGAAUGCUUUAUAGUUUUCCUAAUUCUCUCCAUCAUCACGGACACCUCUGCUUUGUAUCCAUCAGCCGAGACAUCCAGGCUCUGUAGCCGAGUCUGUCGCAAAGCCUCCGAGGACACGCUGAGAGGGGCCGGGCGGAGGAUGUAGGGUGGAGGUGGGCUGUUUUUAUCUCCUCGCCACAAUGCCUACGUGUCAGGAGGUCCUCGCUUUCAGUGUCUAUCCUCUUCAACCCUGCUCCAUUGCACAGAAAUAUCAACAAAAAUGAAAAACCCUGCAAAAAGCGGAUGACCUCACCUCUUCUCUCCACAGUGGCAACAGCUGUACUGUCGGUGGACUCAAUUGACUCAAGUGUAGUGUUGUUCCGUGCGAUUUUCCUUAAGAGUGUGUUUUUAUUUUGUAGACAUGCAUAAUAUUCUACACAGAUGAGAUUUAAAAAAAUAGAGAAUAUUUGUCCCUUGUGAACAUAUCCCGUUUGACUGAGAGAACAGAUUUGUCAGAUGUUAUUUGUGAUGCAGCUCAGGCAUCUAACAGCUGGAAAAAGAAAUCUUUAAGACGAUGUAAGACUGAGUGUUUCAUGACAGUGGGUGUUUUUCUUCAUCGCUGGGUACAGCAAAGUAACUAUAUAUUGUUCAUGUGGAGAAUAAGAAUUCAUUCUGCACUAUUCCUUAUAAUGUAUCUAAAAAAAGGAAACAUCUCAUUUAGAAAAUAUCCUUACCACGAACCACCUCACACUGUUUGCACAUACACAAUAUCCUGCUGCUGUACGGAUUAAAGUAGAGUUCAAAUCGUCUUCUUUCUAUGUUUAGUUUUAUGUAGAUGCUCUGCUCGGCGACACCACCGGGCAUGUGAUGAAGCAAACAUCUCCAGAUUCAGAGGUAACCUUUUUGAACAGUUUUUUUCUUCUUCUUUGCUGUGCUGACCUCCGAGGCCCUCUUUUGUAGCGGAGGGAGAGUAAGUCACAAAGACGGAGAGAAUGAUGGGGGAGGUGGAGGGGGCGUUCAGCCACAGUAACAGUGAGUGGGCAAUUUCUCUGUUUCAGUGUCUCUGAGCCUCACUGGAUGUCAUCCAUUCAUUAGCUGCAUACUCACUGACACACAGGCAUUAUGGUAAUAUUUACUCAACAUGGUUGCCUGACAGCUUGCUUGAGAAUGAAAUUGAUUGGGUGAGUGACUUGUUCAAUCAUGACUGCACGUAUGUGUGAGUGUGAGUGUGUAUGUGUCUCUGCAUACCGGUGAGGGUCUGCAUUUUAGCAUGUGCCAUAGCUACAUCGUUCCUUUUUCAGAGUUAUUCUGUGCUACAGCCAAUGACAGAUAUUUUCCUCAGCAGCCAAUGAGAUUGUGCUCUGUAGGGUGGGGAGCCUCUAUAGAUAUAACGAGAAGAACAAACAGCUUGUAAAUGAAAUAUAUGACAUGUUUGUCUAUCUUAUCUUUUGGAAUUGUUGAAUACAUUUAAAUAAUAAAUGGGAUUUUUUGAGUGGCUUGUCUUACGAGAAUUAUUGUAUCCCAAAAAACGCUAAAUAGGGAAAAUGAUCUGUACAAGGAUCUCAUUUGCUUUGUGAGACUUCAUGACUUGAAAUGUGUUUUUGUUCUGUUUAAACCAAACGUUUUAACAAUGGCCUGCCAGUGCAAACAUUAAAA
Messenger RNA from Trematomus bernacchii (emerald rockcod), 3004 nucleotides. RefSeq names its product C1q-related factor (gene c1ql1l2). Gene Ontology annotation, molecular function: protein binding. Bases 499 to 1287 code for a protein of 262 amino acids. The transcript has 2 exons. NCBI's taxonomy places the organism in Eukaryota, Metazoa, Chordata, Actinopteri, Perciformes, Nototheniidae. The record is from RefSeq and is a predicted model, not a curated record.